CAAAAAUAUGUACACAAACAUGGGCUACUUGACAUCUUCUUUUAUUUUCUUCUUCCUUGCUUUAGUGACUUACACUUAUGCUGCCACUAUCGAGGUACGCAACAAUUGUCCCUACACCGUUUGGGCAGCAUCGACCCCGAUAGGCGGUGGUCGACGUCUCGAUCGAGGCCAAACAUGGGUCAUCAAUGCGCCGAGGGGCACUAAGAUGGCACGUAUAUGGGGUCGUACUAAUUGCAAUUUUAAUGGUGCUGGUAGAGGUUCAUGCCAAACUGGUGAUUGUGGUGGGGUCCUACACUGUACCGGGUGGGGCAAACCCCCAAACACCCUAGCUGAAUAUGCUUUGGACCAAUUCAGCAACCUAGAUUUCUGGGACAUUUCUUUGGUUGACGGAUUUAAUAUACCGAUGACUUUCGCCCCAACCAAUCCUAGUGGAGGAAAAUGCCAUGCAAUUCAUUGCACGGCUAAUAUAAACGGUGAAUGCCCUAGUCCACUUAGGGUACCCGGAGGAUGUAACAACCCUUGUACCACGUUCGGAGGACAACAAUAUUGUUGUACUCAAGGCCCAUGUGGUCCUACAAAAUUUUCGAGAUUUUUCAAACAAAGGUGCCCUAAUGCGUAUAGCUACCCUCAAGAUGAUCCUACUAGCUUAUUCACUUGCCCUAGUGGUAGUACAAAUUAUAGGGUUGUUUUUUGCCCAUAAUUGAUGCCACAAUAAAGCAUAUUUUGCUACAAAUUGAAUGGUAUGAAAAAAUUACCAAAAUAAUAAGCAUCUUAAACGGUCUGCUAAACUAUGUUGCCUUAAUGUGAUAAUAAUCUCCAACGUGUGUUAUGUAUGUCUCCCUUCAACUGAAUAUAGUUUUAUCAUAAUGAAUAAACAAUAAUAUCGUUAGUACUUUUA
Molecule: messenger RNA, 898 nt
Organism: Solanum lycopersicum (tomato)
Lineage: Eukaryota; Viridiplantae; Streptophyta; Magnoliopsida; Solanales; Solanaceae
Gene: PR-5
Product: PR-5x
Biological process (GO): defense response
Cellular component (GO): extracellular region
Source: RefSeq, marked validated